This is a messenger RNA of Endocarpon pusillum Z07020, 2865 nucleotides long. RefSeq lists its product as uncharacterized. NCBI's taxonomy places the organism in Eukaryota, Fungi, Ascomycota, Eurotiomycetes, Verrucariales, Verrucariaceae. The record is from RefSeq and is a predicted model, not a curated record. The transcript has 3 exons. The coding region runs from base 1 to 2865 and encodes 954 amino acids.
AUGGAUAAAUCCUCCACUCCAGCAAAGCCUCGACCAAAACGGGAGAUGCAGGAUGAAGUGUCUGAUGCUGACGAUGCUGGAACAAGCAACCCAACGCCAGGCGGAAGGAACAAUCACGCACAGAAGAGAAGAGUUCGCCGUGCACCAGCAAGCACCGAAUUUGACAUCCAGGAUAGAGCGGGUCAAGGACUGUCUGUCUCUAUUGGAGGUGCAUGGCGGCCAGCGAUUUGGCACCACCGUCUUGUGAUCGGCCUGGACAGAGAGAAGUAUGGAGUGCAUCUGUAUGAUACUGAACCUCCUCGCAGAGGCGAUGAUCAACCGACAGAAGAUAUCACAACGUUUCUAGCCGGUCAGAAGAGUUGGGCAUUUGGGAGCAAAGAAGGCCGACCAAGCAUUCUUUUCCAGCUUUAUCCGAAGAUCGACCAGUAUCCGGACCGAAACAAAGUUGUUCCUUGGCUGGAAUGGGAGAUUGAUGGGGAGACCAAGAUCGUUCUCGAUGUUGUUAGCCGCUCUCCUCUCAGAGACUUCAAGAAUAUCCCUGUUCAGCUUGCCAGCAAUGUCGAAGGUGGCCGCCUUGAGGCUAUGGGCCGGGAAGAUUCGCGAAUCACCAGCAGCGACUUUCUGCAACAUAUGAUCCCCUUGUUAAAUGAGAAUGGGGAGCCUAAAAGGGAUGAGAAAGGGGUCAUCCUAAGUGACCGGCCAUCAAGGCACGUACUGGACUAUGUCAGAACUCAGUUUCGAAAUCAAUGUCGGUGCUUAUCAUGGAGAACGCUGAGAUAUGGUUCGGUAUUUGAUCGCCAGCUGUUGAAAGACAUCACAAAACAGGAUAAAGAUGCAAACACGACUAGAAACCUUCCUGAUCUGUCCCAUAGCGAGAUAUCUGCCAUCCGCUCGUCUGCUAGGAAUGCAGAGUUGGACAAAGGAAUUGGCGCUAGACUUGCAGCAAAGGAUGAAUCUCAGCUAGAUUCAGCACGAAAUAGUCCAAAGCAGUCUGGGACCAAGGUGUACGAGGAGGAUGGAACAGCAGACCUUCCAGAGUACAGCGAUGUAGAUGACUUACCUGAUGUCUUGCUGGAUCAGACCUCUGGGAACAACACACCUGCUCAACGACGUGGGAAUCGUGCUUCCAGGAAGAUGUCUAAGCUAUUUGAUGUUGCAGGAACUUCUUCUCAAACGUUGGUUGGAGAUACGGUCCAAACCGGUUUUGAAGUGAUUGAUCCAGCUCUCCUUACUCCAGCUGCCUCGCAAAUAACAACAAUAACAACGACAACAACAGAGCAUGCCGAGCCCUCGACUAAGAACACAGGUCAAAACACUCCCCAGCUGCCUGUGACCACUCUCAACAUACCUGCUACCUCGUCACCUCCAACGGCUGACACAACCAAAGCUGUAUCUGCACCCAGAGGUUCUGCUUCUCCUAGUCUUGUUACUUCAGCUCCAUCUACCGAUACUCAAGAUCCUUCAGAUCCUUCAGCAGAUAGCGAGAAGGCUGUCCAGUCUACUGCUGCUACUAAGUCUACUGCUGUUACUAAGACUCGCCCUGUGUUAUCAUUAAACACAGCGACAACAGAGGAACAACUUGGUAACGACUUGCCGAGCCCAAAACGCAGAUGCACUACUAAUGAAGGAGGAGAUCCAGACAGUGAUAGCAUUCAGGUGACCAAUAAUUCUAAACUUCGAACACAAUCUCCCGAACUUUCUCUCCAGCAUCAAAACAUUGCAUCACCACCAUACCCUACAAACGUGCAAGAGCUACUCGAGCAGUUUGGUGCAACUUCACGACCAGGAGGAGCUGCAUCUCCUCUCCUAAACUCAGGAGCUGUGAAUACUACUAUUUCUUCCACUCAAGAGAAAGCACAACCUGUCAACCAGAGUUCAGAAAGCCCACAGCCGAACAGUCCUGACGAAGCACUACCAGCAAUCCCAACAUCUGCUACACCCAUCCGUUCGCGAUCUGUGUCACCUGCUCCAGCAAUGCCGAGUUCUUAUCAACCCAUCCAACCGCGACCUGCUCCACCGAGUCCGAUGUUGCACCACAAUCAAAUGCAGAUGCUCUCAGCUGAACAAGCGCGCUUCGCCGCCACCUCGGACAGAGUCUCUUCGCUAGAAUUAUCCAAGGCAAGGCUCUUCAACGCCUGGCUGAAAGACCAAGCCGAUACCAGCGAUGGUGCUGCUCUUUACGGACCUAGAUUCAACAUUUCCCUGUCCAGUCUGGGUUCCAACAACUCUGCCCGAACUGACGCCGAGAUGCGCACCUUCAUGUCGAGCUACAACAUCCCAGGCAACUGGUCCGCAUCGAGCAUCGACCUCCGCCAAAAUGAAGAGCUACGCCAGGCAGUCCACCAAGCCAUCUGCGAAGCCGCACACUGGGAUGCUAGAAACUACGUCGAGAACAGCAACCUCAGCCGCGUCGACCUGAGCACCGACGGCGGUUUCUUCCUGGCGCGCGCAUUCUGGGCCAGCAUCACGCCGAACGAUUGCCGCUUCUGGAACUUCACCUCGACCGAGCAGCUCAACCGCUCCCUCCACGCAGCCCUGUGGCGCUACAGGCAGCUCACCGGUCGCGCCCUGGCCGCGCCAGGCCACCCUGCCUUCCUCGCGGUCGAGACCAGCUACCACGACGCGUGGUGUGAGAUCUACCGCCAGAUCUUCCUGCCGUAUUUCCUACGGUUCAAGGACCCCGUCGAGGCGGCGUGCUGGGCCCCGCAGCUGGGCAUGCUGGCCAAGUGGGAAGGUGGGGCAGAGAGCUGGGCGAGGAGCCCUACCCAUGUCCAGGACGGGUUUGCCUGCCGUUUCGAUGUGGAGGGGAGGGGGGCGUUGGAUCCGAGGAGGGAUGCAACGAUGAAGCGUCCGUCCCGUCCUUAA